AUGGAAAAAGGAAGUUUUCUGCGCCUUGCGGGCGACUUGAUUGGCAAAUCCUACGCGGACGUUGCAGACGAGGCGCGGCACACCCGCUCUCAUCAGUUUCGCAGACUUCUUGAGCAGCGACGCCUUCCAGAAGAGCCUUGGGAUGACCUAGCGGUGACUCUAUUUCUGGAGGAGCUGGCGAACGCAGAUAGCAACAACCACCUUGGAAACGUCGGAGUCGGGGAACGCGAAGGCCGUAUCUUCAGCGGCCUCGUGGCUCGGAGAAACUUCCACUUUUCUCAUGGCAUUGGCAGGUCAGGAGACAUCGCCGCUUUGCAGCCGAAGGCGGCGGGGUCCUCGCUGCUCUUUGCGCUCACGAGGCGGCUCGUCCUUGAUGCCAUUCACAUUUGCGGAAUCCAGGCGGCGCGGGCGGCACUCCCUGUUCCUUUUGCCACUGGACUCUCCCUCACUUUGUGUUUUUCAGCUCUUCGGACUGUUCGUCCGCCUUCCGCUCGGUUUAUCAUUUUCUCUCGCAUUGAUCAAAAGGCGUGCCUCAAGUCCAUCUACUCUGCAGGUUUUCAAGCCGAAGUGGUUGAUAUGGUUCGAGCGCCUGGCGGCUUCGCGCUUCAGACGGAUCUCGAUGCGAUCGAAGAUGCCAUCGACAGGCUGAAGGCCGACACCGUGCUUUGUGUGUUGAGCACUACGUCGACCUUUGCUCCUCGGGAGCCUGACCGAGUCGACGCUAUCGCGCGCCUCUGCAAGGCAAGGGGAGUGGCGCAUGUGAUCAACAACGCAUACGGCCUGCAAUGCACCAAGUGCUGUCACCUCGUUGACCAGGCGAUUCGAACAGGUCGCGUAGACGCCUUUGUUCAGUCAACAGACAAAAAUUUUCUCACCCCUGUGGGGGGGGCAAUCAUUGCCAGCGGCGAUCCAUCAAGCAUCCAGCGAAUCGCCGCAACGUAUCCGGGCCGUGCUGGCAGCGGCCCGAUUCUCGAUCUGUUUAUCACGCUUCUUCAACUGGGCAAGUCGGGUCUGCGGCGUUUACUCGACGAACGUCGGGAGCUCUAUCUCUGGUUCAAAGGAGAACUGGAGAAGGUCUGCCAGCAGACAGGUAGUCGCAUCUUGCCGACUCCAAAAAAUCGGAUUUCCAUCGCUCUGGACCUCUCGUUUCUCGCGGAGGCGCCGCGAGGCGAGAGCGUGAGCGGGGAGACGACAGAGGCGUCUCGAGAGAAGCGCACAGAAGGCCGAGUCACGACAGAACAAGAGAGACAGGAAGAAGAGCGAUUGCUGACCUUUUUUGGAUCUGCACUCUUCAGACGAAGGUGCUCCGGUCUCCGUGUUGUCCCCUGCUACGCGCAACCUGCCUCUCCUCCACCAGACACUUUGUCUCCUGACUCCUCUUUUUCACCACGAUCCUCGUCGUCUCGUUUGCCUCCGACUGCUUUACCUGGAGUUCCACCUUCUGCGAACUCGUUUUCCUCUUCUUCCUCGUCUUGUUCAUCUUCCGUCAGAGUGCCUUCUUCUUGCGGGUCGUCUGCAACGGAAGGUGAAGUAGCACAUGCUGAGGCAGCGCCUUCCGAGUCAGGCGAAACGCAUGCAGGACGGGACGACACGGCUCGCCAAAAUGAAGCGGGUCAAUAUUUCUUUUCCCUGACUCCUGGAGGAACGCUGAAGGAUCGAAAGAGCCCAUGCAACACAAAGACGAUUUGUGGGCACACGUUUUCAAACUACGGAAGUCACUGCGAAACCUUUCCUGUGCCAUAUUGCACUGUGGCUGUUGCAAUCGGUGCGAAGAAGCAAGAACUCGAAGCCUUCCUGCCUCGCUUUCUCCGCGUCAUCGAGGAGACGAAGAAGGCGAAAAUCGGGACAAAGUAG
Molecule: messenger RNA, 1854 nt
Organism: Toxoplasma gondii ME49
Lineage: Eukaryota; Apicomplexa; Conoidasida; Eucoccidiorida; Sarcocystidae
Product: O-phosphoseryl-tRNA(Sec) selenium transferase
Exons: 14
Coding region: 1-1854 (617 amino acids)
Biological process (GO): conversion of seryl-tRNAsec to selenocys-tRNAsec; selenocysteine incorporation
Molecular function (GO): tRNA binding; O-phosphoseryl-tRNA(Sec) selenium transferase activity
Source: RefSeq, a predicted model, not a curated record